AUGGCUGAAAAACGUGUUUUAAUCUUAGACGAUUGUCAAGUUCCAUCUACGAUAGCUUCACAUUCAUGGUCGGAUUUCAUUGAUGAUGAUGAUAAUAUAGAAUUAUAUAUUUUUACUAGUAAUGGUGCAUUAUCUGAAAAAGAUAAAUCUUCUCCACAUAUUCGAGCCUAUAAGGAAAUAGCACAUCCAACAACAGAUGGUACACUUGAAUUAUGGGCAUUUGAAAUGUAUAAAAAAUAUUCAUUUACACAUGUCUAUACAAACAAUGAAGAUUUAUCUUUUUCAGAUAAUGCACCAUUACUAGUAAAAAUAUAUAAUUCUAUAUUAUCAUCAUCAU
Molecule: messenger RNA, 337 nt
Organism: Rotaria sp. Silwood2
Lineage: Eukaryota; Metazoa; Rotifera; Eurotatoria; Philodinida; Philodinidae
Source: the annotation of a GenBank genome assembly